AUGGAGUCCAAUGGAUCUGACAAGCCCAAAAUCGACCUCACGAACAUCCAGGGUGAUAUCUGGCCUGGUCUUCCCAAAAGGCACCAAGAGCUUUACUUCUUCACGAUCAAAGAUGAAUCGAAGUUUCGUGGUCACUUGGCUGCACUGAUUCCCGAUAUCACUACGGCCGAGGAGGCUGUUCAGAACAAGGGGAUGAUCAGACAGCACAAGAUUGAGAUAGCCAAGGGCAAUAAAGCCCCUCACCUUCUAAGCCUAGGCUGCGUGAACAUCUCCUUUACCAGCAGUGGUAUUGGUAAACUGGGAAAGCAUGAUCUUAAAGCCGGAAACUUCGAAAACGGUAUGCUGGCAGAUGUCAGAGCUGGAGGCCCCGGUGGAGAGGGCCGAGAUAACCCAGAUGACUGGGAAGACAAGUUCAAGAGCCCCAAAAAGCCCAUAGAUGGUGUGAUUCUGGUGACAGGGGAAUCUCGAUUUUCCGUUGAAGCAAAGCUUCAUCAUGUAGUUCAUCACUUCGUUGGAAUCCUACCUUGGAAUUCCAGUGUCGAGGGCUUGUUCACGGUUAGAGGCAGCGCCAGAGAGGGUGAGAACAAGGGCAAAGAACACUUUGGGUUCCUAGACAGCGUUUCCCAGCCCCAGCUCGAAGGGUUGGACGACGAUGUUAAAGAGGGUGAACCCGCGCUCGUCCCUCCUGGCGUAAUCAUCAAUAACCAGCCAGGAUAUGCUACCAAGCAGCCGGAAUGGGCUACAGACGGUAGCUUCUUCGUUUUUCGCAAGCUGCAACAAUAUGUUCCGGAGUUCCAAAAAUGGGUGGACGAUACUGCACCCAAGCAUAACCUGAACAGCGGCCAGCUUGAAGCACGCUUGAUGGGCAGAUGGAAGAGUGGUGCCCCCGUUUGUAUGACUCCGUGGGAAGAUGACCCAAACCUCGCUAGAGCCAACAAUUACGAUUACAAGCCACUUGAUAAACAGGAUAAGUGUCCCUUUGCGGCUCACGCGCGCAAGUGCAACCCUCGUGCCGAUCUGAGUCGCCCUGGAAAAUUCGUAAUCAUCCGUCGUGGUAUUCCGUACGGCCAGGAAGUGACGCACAAGGAAUGGAAGGACAACAAGACAUCUGAUGACCGUGGACUUCUUUUCAUGUGCUAUCAGAGCAACAUCGCCAACGGAUUCCGCAUGCAGCAAGAAAGAUGGUGCAACAUGGAGACUUUCCCGGACGACAAGGACCAGGAGACCGGAGAUCCUGGUCCUGGUUAUGAUGCCAUCUGCGGCCAGCCCAACCCACCAGACACUUUUGAUAUCAGCCUCUGCGAUGGUGACAGUAAAAACUGCCGCAUUAACAUCAAGUCCUGCGUGGUUCCAAGAGGCGGCGAAUACUUCUUCACUCCGUCCAUCAAGGCCCUCAAGGACUUUACCAAGAAAUGA
Messenger RNA from Aspergillus steynii IBT 23096, 1416 nucleotides. Its product is annotated as Dyp-type peroxidase. NCBI's taxonomy places the organism in Eukaryota, Fungi, Ascomycota, Eurotiomycetes, Eurotiales, Aspergillaceae. Gene Ontology annotation, molecular function: peroxidase activity; heme binding. The transcript is spliced from 8 exons. Gene Ontology annotation, cellular component: cytosol. The record is from RefSeq and is a predicted model, not a curated record. Bases 1 to 1416 code for a protein of 471 amino acids.